AUGUGCGGCAUCCACGCGGCCAUCUCCAGGUCUGCACACCGCGUCGCGUCCCCGACCCUAGAGAGGCGUCUUCGAAGUCGAGGCCCUGACCACUGCGGCACCAUCCGCACCUUUCUGGACGGCGAGGGCGACGGCCCCGAGGGCAGGGCUCUGUAUUUGACCUUCACCUCGACUGUCUUGGCCCUGCGCGGAGAUCACGUCGCCAGGCAGCCCCUUGUCGAUGAGUCCUCUGGCUCCGUCUUGUGCUGGAAUGGCGAGGCCUGGAAGUUCCGCGGCCGGUCGGUCCAGGGCAACGACGGCGAGGCCAUCCUGACAGAGCUGGUCGCGGCAAGUCGCCGUCGUAUCGAAAAUGAGGGCGGCGAUGACGUUCUUGAUGCGCUGCGCGACAUCCAGGGUCCGUUUGCCUUCAUCUUCUUUGAUAAGCCUGCUCGCCGCAUCUAUUAUGGGCGCGACCGUCUCGGCCGAAGGUCUCUCUUAAUCGAGAAGGGUGAUGCCUUUUCCCUGUCGAGCGUUGCAGAGUCUUCCAAACAAGGCUGGGCCGAGGUUGAGGCAGACGGGUGCUAUACGCUGGACUUGAAUGCUUCGUCCGAUGCUGAGAUGACCCCCCACAGACAUGACUGGGUCGCGGACGAUCAACUCGUCUCGGGUCUUGGCCUGUUCAAUGUCUCCAUAGCAAGUGCCCGAAACAGGUUGACUCGAAUUGCACCCUCCGUAGGCUGCUUGCGAACCCACCUCACUGAUUCUCUGAGGUACCGCGUCCUCCAGGUGCCAGAGCCACCCAACGCGUCAUCGACGGAUGCCAGGAUUGCCAUCCUAUUUUCCGGCGGACUCGACUGUACCGUUCUGGCACGCCUCACGAGUGACCUGCUGGACCCUGACCAGGCCAUAGACCUCAUCAAUGUGGCCUUUGAGAAUCCCAGAAUAGCAGCCCAGCACAAGACCAUCUCCGAGCAAGGCCUGUACGAACUCUGCCCUGACAGGAUUACAGGGCGCAAGUCCUUUGCCGAGCUUGUAGCCGUCUGCCCGACGCGAAGGUGGCGACUCGUCUGUGUAAACGUCCCCUAUUCCUUGACAUCAUCACACAGGUCCGAAGUCGUCGACCUGAUAUACCCACACAACACCGAGAUGGACUUGUCCAUCGCCUAUGCCCUCUACUUUGCGUCACGCGGCCACGGCUUCAGCCAGGACCGCCCGGGAUCAGAGCCGUGCCCGUACGUGACCACUGCUCGUGUACUGCUCUCGGGACUCGGAGCCGACGAACUAUUCGGAGGGUAUAUCCGCCACGCCACUGCCUUUUCCAGGCGUGGGUAUGAAGGCCUCAACGACGAGCUGAAACUGGACGUUGGCCGGCUCGGAAAGAGAAAUCUCGGACGAGACGACCGGGUCAUGGCGCACUGGGAGCGAGAGGUGAGGUUCCCGUAUCUCGACGAGGGAUUUGUCAAGUGGGCAAUCGAAACCCCCGUGUGGGAAAAAUGCGACUUUGAAAGUCAGGGUGCGGAUGAGGACGUCGAGCCGGGCAAACGGGUCCUGCGCUUGCUUGCUCAGGAGCUCGGCAUGCCUUCCGUCGCCACCGAGAAGAAGCGGGCGAUACAAUUCGGGGCCAGGACGGCGAAGAUGGAGAGCGGCAAGGUCAAGGGCACCACCCUAAUCGCAUGA
Messenger RNA from Purpureocillium lilacinum, 1656 nucleotides. RefSeq lists its product as uncharacterized. NCBI's taxonomy places the organism in Eukaryota, Fungi, Ascomycota, Sordariomycetes, Hypocreales, Ophiocordycipitaceae. The record is from RefSeq and is a predicted model, not a curated record. Gene Ontology annotation, molecular function: asparagine synthase (glutamine-hydrolyzing) activity.